Molecule: messenger RNA, 549 nt
Organism: Vigna radiata var. radiata (mung bean)
Lineage: Eukaryota; Viridiplantae; Streptophyta; Magnoliopsida; Fabales; Fabaceae
Product: putative cytochrome c oxidase subunit 6b-like
Exons: 4
Coding region: 24-410 (128 amino acids)
Cellular component (GO): respiratory chain complex IV; mitochondrion
Source: RefSeq, a predicted model, not a curated record
UCCUAGACAGAGAAGAAGCUCAAAUGUCUGCAGCGCAGGUUGACCCUCACGACAAAAUGAGGGCGAGGGAUGUGAACAAAGUUGCGCGAGGUGAGCAAGCUCCAAGACCCGCUCAUCAAUACGGCACCGUUUCUCCUCCUCCUUCACCCCACACUACUGACGAUACCAAGAACAAAAUCAAGGAGGAAAAGUCAGGGAUAGCAGAAAACGGUGCCGAAUCAGCCAAGAGCACUGAUUAUAAAAUUUGUUUUGUAAAAUAUGUGGAGUAUCACAGAUGCAUUCAACAAGAAGGCGAAAAGGCAUCAGAAUGCCAGAAACUAAGCACAUAUUUUAGGUCCUUCUGUCCAACUGAAUGGAUAACAAAAUGGGAUAAAGAGAGAGAAGAGGGAAAGUUCCCUGCACAAAUCUAGCCAUGAGCAUAUCUCUCUUUUGUUAGGGAAAAGUUGAUAAUUCACCUUUGGCAAAUAAGUCAGAUGACAAUGAAUCUUCUUUCUGUGUUGUGUUUUCGUUUUCUUUCUCUCAAUAUAACAUGUCAUUACAUUACCGAUG